Messenger RNA from Otolemur garnettii (small-eared galago), 4057 nucleotides. It is a transcript of the gene EEF1A1, whose product is annotated as eukaryotic translation elongation factor 1 alpha 1. The record is from RefSeq and is a predicted model, not a curated record. Gene Ontology annotation, biological process: translation; translational elongation. Gene Ontology annotation, molecular function: translation elongation factor activity; GTP binding; GTPase activity. The transcript has 7 exons. The coding region runs from base 169 to 1362 and encodes 397 amino acids. Lineage: Eukaryota; Metazoa; Chordata; Mammalia; Primates; Galagidae.
AGGUGGCGCGGGGUAAACUGGGAAAGUGGUGUCGUGUGCUGGCUCCGCCCUUUUCCCGAGGGUGGGGGAGAACCGUAUAUAAGUGCGGUAGUCGCCCUGAACGUUCUUUUUCGCAACGGGUUUGCCGCCAGAACACAGGUGUUGUGAAAACCGCCCAUACAAUCCAAAAUGGGGAAGGAAAAGACUCAUAUCAACAUCGUCGUCAUUGGACACGUAGAUUCGGGCAAGUCCACCACUACCGGACAUCUGAUCUACAAAUGUGGUGGCAUUGACAAGAGAACCAUUGAAAAAUUUGAGAAGGAGUGUGCUGUCCUGAUUGUUGCCGCUGGUGUUGGUGAAUUUGAAGCUGGUAUUUCAAAGAAUGGGCAGACCCGUGAGCAUGCCCUUCUGGCUUACACACUGGGUGUGAAGCAACUAAUUGUUGGUGUUAACAAGAUGGAUUCCACUGAACCACCCUACAGCCAGAAGAGAUACGAGGAAAUCGUUAAAGAAGUCAGCACUUACAUUAAGAAAAUUGGCUACAACCCUGACACAGUAGCAUUUGUGCCAAUUUCUGGUUGGAAUGGUGACAACAUGUUGGAGCCAAGUGCAAACAUGCCUUGGUUCAAGGGAUGGAAAGUCACCCGGAAGGAUGGCAAUGCCAGUGGAACCACACUGCUUGAAGCUCUGGAUUGCAUUCUGCCACCAACUCGUCCAACUGACAAGCCCUUGCGUCUGCCUCUGCAGGAUGUCUACAAAAUUGGUGGUAUUGGUACUGUCCCUGUGGGCCGAGUGGAGACUGGGGUUCUCAAACCCGGCAUGGUGGUCACCUUUGCUCCAGUUAAUGUUACAACUGAAGUAAAGUCUGUGGAAAUGCACCAUGAAGCUUUGAGCGAAGCUCUUCCAGGAGACAACGUGGGCUUCAAUGUCAAGAAUGUGUCUGUCAAAGAUGUUCGUCGUGGCAAUGUUGCUGGUGAUAGCAAAAAUGACCCACCGAUGGAAGCAGCUGGCUUCACUGCUCAGGUGAUUAUCCUGAACCAUCCAGGCCAAAUUAGUGCUGGCUAUGCUCCUGUACUGGAUUGUCACACAGCUCACAUUGCCUGCAAGUUUGCUGAGCUGAAGGAAAAGAUUGACCGCCGCUCUGGUAAAAAGCUGGAAGAUGGCCCCAAAUUCCUGAAAUCUGGUGAUGCUGCCAUCGUCGAUAUGGUUCCUGGCAAACCCAUGUGUGUUGAGAGCUUCUCAGAUUAUCCUCCUCUGGGUCGUUUUGCUGUUCGUGACAUGAGACAGACGGUUGCUGUUGGUGUCAUCAAAGCAGUGGACAAGAAGGCUGCUGGAGCUGGCAAGGUCACCAAGUCUGCCCAGAAAGCUCAGAAGGCUAAAUGAAUAUUAUCUCUAAUACCUGCCACCCCAGUCUUAAUCAGUGGUGGAAGAACGGUCUCAGAACUGUUUGUUUCAAUUGGCCAUUUAAGUUUAAUAGUAAAAGACUGGUUAAUGAUAACAAUGCAUCGUAAAACCUUCAGAAGGAAAGGAAAAUGUUUUGUGGACCAUUUGUUUCUUUUUGUGUGGCAGUUUUUAAGUUAUUAGUUUUUAAAAUCAGUACUUUUUAAUGGAAACAACAUGACCAAAAAUCUGUCACAGAAUUUUGAGACCCAUUAAAACAAAGUUUAAUGAGAAACCUGUGUCGUCUUUUGGUCAGCACGAAAAUUUUUAGAAAUGUUCAGGUGAUGGAUGUGCUGAAACAGAAAACAAUGCUUGAGUUGAUGUUUGUGUUACUGAAGAGGGAUUAUAAAGUAGCUGUUAGUUACUUGAAUGUAAAAUUAAGUAGUAUCAAGCUACUCCACUGCUAGGAAAAGGACUGUGAGGAUUAACUAUUAACCUACUUCCGUAGGAAUUUCAUGUGAAUACAAAGUUGUGUAAAAAAUAACAUUACUAGACAGUGGACAAGCGUUUUGAGGUAAACUGGUACCUCAAACUGAGGGCUUUAUUCUAGUUCGAAAUAGUUUUGGAAGUUGCCAAGUGAUACUGAUUUACCAGCGCAGGUAAUCAAAAAUGUUAGUUAGUUAGCUUAAGGUUUUGAACUACCUAAUUAGUUGGACAGAAGUGGAUCUGCCACAUCUUUCUUUGGAAUAACCAACAACUUGUAAAUUGUCCAGAGGGGACUAAAGGAGGGCCAGUGGGUCAUAGAAAGGAAAUUAAGGGGUCAUAACAGGUACAUUUGUUUCCUUAAGUGACAGACAGUGAUGACUCAUUUGAGUUCCUGGUUUUAGAUACUUUGGCAUUUGAAAUACAGCAGUUUUUCCAUGGGGUUUGACAGUAAUUCUGUGUGUCAGGCAGACUUUAAAUGAUUAUUUUGAUUAUGGAAAGAAAGUUUUGUUAAACAUGUUACACAGGAAAACUUCGGAGGGAUUUAAGGGGUUUAAGAAUGAUCACCUAGAAGCAAAGGUCUCAAUUCCAAAAUACCUGAUUGAGCUGCCUGAAGUGACCAUAGAUAAAUGAGGAAAAGACAUUAAACCUUUCCAAUCAGUGCUGGGUAAAAUGCCUUAUCACUUAACAGUGCUCUUAGGCAUUGUGGGACUAUAAAUUGACUGUUCUCGGUUUCCUUUGUUUUAAGCUUGCUGUUUAUUGGAGACAAAGGUAAGAUUCUUAGGACUAGUUUGCCGAUAGGUGUGUUAAGCCAAAUUGGCAUAAGCUGAUUACACGCCCAAGAAUCAAGGUAUAACUGGAAAAUUGCUACCACCAUGGGAUAAGGAACAACUGGAAGCUCCAGUUUAGCUAAUUUGUAUCCUGAGAUUCAGUUCCUCUGAAACCUAGUGUGCAAUUAAGACAACUGUCUUGUAUGAGCACCACCUACUGGCACUCAGCAUCAACUAGCUCAGUACACAGAUGAAUUUUCAAACUUGAUAAAGUGUAGCAUAUUUUACACAGUGAUUGUGUUGGAAUGUACAAAACACUUGCAGUGGGUUUCAAAACAAUUGAAUGCCUAAAAUUAGUGCUGUACUUUUUAAAUCAUGUUUUAUAUUGAACAGGCUACAUUUGGUUGUAACUUUACAUGUGAACUUGAAGUUCACCCUAGGAGUUCUGCUAAUAGAGAUGAAAGAGGAAAAGGCAUUCUAGUUAUAUAAACAUUGUCAUUAAGGUAUUUGAUUCUUUUUCCCUUCUAACUCACAGUAUACCCGUGUAAGGGGCUCAAUUUCAGUACUUUUACUUUUCCCAUGGUCCCCUUGAUAAUCACCUUAAUUCUUAGGUGUAUCAGCUCUCAGCUAUUUUUCUCAAGGAAGUCAAUUCCUGGUGGGAUAGGAUUUGUUCCAAAAUAACCUCAAUCCAGCUUCAGUUCUUGCUCCAUAAAGAAUGUUGACAAGUCAGUAGACCAUUAGCACUAGGUUAGUACUUCGUAAACAUGGCCUUGCAAACAGUUCAAGUGUUUUUUAGUGACUAUUACAGUUACAGCCUAGCUUAAUUCCAAAAGGCUUCAUUUGAGGAAACAAUCUCUUGCUCUGACCUAUGUAUUCCACCUGUCAAAAGUUUGUGUUUUACCUUAGACUACUUUUAAUAGGCCCAUGGAUCUGUAAGGGUUAAAAAAUUUCAGUCUUCAUGGGAUACAUAAAGGAUAUUUAAAUUCUAAGCAAAAGAUGAAAGCUUGAAGCAAGAAACUUUAAAUUUGUGUUUGAGGUAUUUACUGUAAAAUUAAUCUCUUCGAAGUAGGUCUGCAAAUGUAUACAAUAUAACUGGAAAAUUGACAGUUAUAGAAAUUGACAAAUGUAUACAAUAACCACAACUAGAUUAAAGAAGGUUCCCAUCAUCCCCAAAGUUAGCCUAUGCCCCUUUGUAGCCAAUCCCCUCUCAACCUAGCCAUGGUAACCACUGACUUGUUCACUAUCCUUAUUUCUUUGCAGUACUCAUACUUGGUCUCAUGCAGUUUAUAACCUGAGUCUGGCCUCAAAGACUCAACCAUUUUGCAUACGUCAGUAAUCUGUUCCUUUUUAAUGGAUGUAUGACCGUUUGUAUCCAUUCCCAGCUGAGGGACAUUUGGUUGUUUCCAGUUUGGGGUGAUUAUGAAUAAAGCUGCUAUAAACAUUUA